CUUCUUCUAUAAUCAACAGCUAUCAGUCCACAAGCAGUCCUCAAUAGAACCCCCCGAUUCGGAGCCUAUCACGUGAUUUCACCCCCCUUAAAUCGGAUGACUAAGGGUGAGGGACCCCUCGGUCCAAAGGGUCUGCGCCAGGCGUUUGAUGGGCUGCCCAGCAUUGACAACAACGGGCCAGGGAAACCCAGCGCAGAGCACAGCGAGGACAUGGAGCUAACAGUAGAGAAUAUCACCUAUGUGCACCCAGGAACUACAGAUGCACUUUCUUCAGAGCAUCGGGAAUACCUGAUGCAGCGCCACGGCACCCUGGGGCUUGAUCCGAUUCUACGAAUGGGAGAUGCAGACCCCUAUAACUGGACCUCGUCGAAUAAAGUUAUCAAUCUCAUUCUCGUUGCGUUCCACGCUUCCAUGUCGACAUUCACUGCGGCCUCCAUCAUUCCUGCCUAUCAAGUCAUGGCAGAGUAUUUGGGCAGACCGCUCCAGGAUAUUACGUACCUCACGUCUCUCCAGAUCGCCAUUCUGGGGGUAGCACCGCUCAUCUGGAAGCCGAUAUCCCAUCGUUAUGGACGGCGCCCCAUCUUCCUGCUCUCUCUCAUCUGCAGCUUGUUGGGGCAAUAUCGGCUAUGUGAAUACCACAAGCUGAUAACUACAGCUAUAUCCCUUUCUAUAGACUGACACGUGCAUCUUGUAAUGGUGGGUGCACCAGAUGUGAGAAUCUAGCCACCCAAGGAAGGGAUGAUUUUAACUAAGACAACACACUGUCUUAGGAAACAGAGCCAAAGGGUCGUA
Molecule: messenger RNA, 792 nt
Organism: Pseudogymnoascus destructans
Lineage: Eukaryota; Fungi; Ascomycota; Leotiomycetes; Thelebolales; Thelebolaceae
Exons: 2
Coding region: 97-678 (193 amino acids)
Biological process (GO): transmembrane transport
Molecular function (GO): transmembrane transporter activity
Source: RefSeq, a predicted model, not a curated record